Messenger RNA from Drosophila ananassae, 1377 nucleotides. Its product is annotated as prostatic spermine-binding protein. Lineage: Eukaryota; Metazoa; Arthropoda; Insecta; Diptera; Drosophilidae. The coding region runs from base 137 to 1126 and encodes 329 amino acids. The record is from RefSeq and is a predicted model, not a curated record. The transcript has a single exon.
UGUAAUUUAGUGUCACGGCAAUCGUCUAUAGCUUAACACACUUUCCUACUUUAGGUGGUACUACAAUAGGAGUAGGUUAUUCCAGUUGGAGAAAAAAUAAGUCAGAUAUCGUUUCAAUAUUAAAAAGAAAAUAGUUAUGUCUUCGUUGCCGAGCAAGACCUGGAGCAUCCAGUUUCGUGAGCUGGCCAGCUCGCCGAUCACCAUUAUAGCCAUGACCUGUGUCCUGGGCUAUGUGGUCUACAUGAAGACUCGCCGCCAGCACGGAACCUACGACGAUGAGGACUAUGAGGCUGCGGGACUAAUCAAGAAGAGAAUUACCCCACUGAAGGGUCUGCGCCUGACACGCAUGGAACUGGCCAAGUACGGCAGCCAGAAUGAAGACGGAAUAUAUCUGGUGGCGCUCAAGGAUGUCAUCUAUGAUGUUUCGAUGUCAAUGGACUUCGGUCCUGGCGGAAAAUAUUGCAAGAUGGCCGGCACCGAGCUGACCCUCUUCACCGAGAGACUCGCCUACUGGGAUGGACGCGAUGAAGAGUCCGUUUUUUAUGAAUGGAAAAUGAAGCUAGACGAUUUUUUCAACGUGGCUGGACACCUCAUUGAUGGCGAAGUCAAAUCCGAUGAGAAAAAGGUCGAAGAUGAGAAGAAACAUUUGGGUGAUAGACCAGAGACUGAAAAGGAUAAAGAUGAAGACUCGGAGGAAGACGAUGAGAAUCCUUCUGAGGACGAGAAUUUUAAGAAUCUGGAUACUAUUCCGGAAGAGAAGUUACACGAGGCCGGAGACACUAUAAUCUUGGAUUCUGAGAACCCGAAUGCCGAUGCUGCCAAUUUGGAGAUUGAGAUUCCAGAGCUAUCGCUCAAGGACUUGCCUCCACUCGAUGAGGGAAUCAAUUCCGAUUGUGACUCCUUGCGCACCGCCUACGAUUGUCUGCCAGGCCAGGACGAUCGUAACGAAGAAACUGACGACACCGAGGACGAUUACUGUGAGGCCAACCAGGGCGAUAACGAUCCCGAAGACACUGAAGACAAUCCCGCAACUGAUGAGGACUCUCAUGCUGCGGAGGCCCAGGCCACCAUCAAUACUGACAUAAGCUGGAACGAUAGCGAUGCCACCUUGGUGGCCACCCGCUAAACCAAACAAAAUCUCCAACUCACAUCGCUCCAUUGAAAUCCAGACGAAAGUGCCACUUAACCCAUCAUAAGCCACAUAUAUGAACUUAAGCCCUCAGUCAUAAUAACACCAACAUAAAUAAAUAUCUCUUCGAUUUAAUGUGUAUCUGCAUUUGCAGCGGCUACACUAAAAAACAAAUAUGUACUUUUAUAUUGAUUUAAAAAUAAGUCAGAUAAUGUACAUAAAAAAACUUUAGUUUGAGUUUCAAAGGA